AUGCCUGAACCAGUAGGAAUCGCCAAUUUGCCCAAUCAGAGACUUAAGAUUGUGUCUCAACAAGGAGCUACAUUUACUAUUAUGGUAUGUGGAGAAAGUGGAUUAGGUAAAACGACAUUUAUUAAUACAUUAUUUGAAUCAUCAUUAAAACCUUAUGUUGAACCACAAUCAAGACAUAAUAAAUUUUCAGGAGCUCAUCAAACUGUUGAUAUUGAUAUUGUUAGAGCUAUAUUAGAAGAAAAAAAUUUUAAAAUUAGAUUAAAUAUUAUUGAUACACCAGGAUUUGGUAAUAAUGUUAAUAAUCAUGAUAGUUGGACUCCAAUUAUUGAUUUUAUUGAUGAUCAACAUGAAGCUUAUAUGAAACAAGAACAACAACCUUUAAGAGUUGAAAAGAAAGAUUUAAGAGUUCAUGCAUGUCUUUACUUUAUUAGACCAACUGGUCAUUCUUUAAAACCUUUAGAUAUUGAAAUUAUGAAAAGAUUACUGACAAGAGUUAAUUUAAUUCCGGUAAUUUCAAAAUCAGAUACUUUAUCUCCAAAAGAAUUAGCAAUUUUUAAAUCAAGAAUAAGAGAUAUUAUUGAAGCUCAAGAUAUUAAUAUUUAUACUCCUCCAUUAGAAUUAGAUGAUCCAGCUGCUGCUGAACAUGCAAAACAAUUAAUUGAAUCUAUGCCAUUUGCAAUUAUUGGUUCUGAAGAUAAAUAUGAAGUUGAUGGUCAAUUAAUUAAAGGUAGAAAAUAUCCUUGGGGAAUUGUUGAAGUUGAAAAUGAUCAACAUUGUGAUUUUAAAAAAUUAAGAAGUUUAUUAUUAAGAACAAAUAUGUUAGAUUUAAUUUUAUCAACUAAUGAAAUUCAUUUUGAAUCUUUUAGAUCAAUUAAAUUAGGAGGUUCAUCAAAUGGUGAUGAAGUUAAUGGAGAAGGAGAAGCUAAUGGAGAAUUAAAGGAUAAAGAUGAAAUUACUAAUGAAAAUGGUGAAAUUAUUAAGAAACCUAGUAAUAUUAAUAAGAAACCUAGACGAUUACAUAAUCCUAAAUUUAAAGAAGAAGAAGAUGCUUUAAAGAAAUUCUUUACUGAACAAGUUAAAGCAGAAGAACAAAGAUUUAGACAAUGGGAAACCAAUAUUGUUAAUGAAAGAAAUAGAUUAAAUCAAGAUUUGGAAGAAUUACAAAGUAAGAUGAAAACUUUGGAGGAUCAAGUUAAGAAAUUACAGCUUACAAAGCGUCCUGAAUCACCUCCUCUAGCUGGAGGUAAUCAGAAGUAUAAACGUAAUUACCGAGCCUGCUUAAAUUGUCGAUUACGGAAAGUUAAAUGUGAUUUGGGUCCUGUGGAUAACCCUCGAGAAGGUAAGUGUGCUCGAUGCCUUAGGGAACGGAAAGAGUGUGUAUUUGUAGAGUCUAAAAGAGGAGGACUGGGUAAUGUUUCUACAGGGAGGAAGAAGAGAAAAGUCGACGAGGGAGAGUUUAGUGGAUCAGAGGGGGCAGAUACAGAGCCAGAAGUUCAUGUUCAAGUGCCUGUUCAGCCCAAACCUAUACCUCGAUUACCUCCAGUGGGUGAUAUGCUCAGCCAAACUGUUCGACCACCACCAGUUCCUCUUUCUGACGUGAGACAGACCCAGAAACAUCACCACCACCAUCACCAAAACCACCAAAAUCAACAUCAACAGAAUCAUCAGAAUCACCACCAACAACAACCGCAAAACCCCCCUCCCCAAGAUGACUUCCCUUCCAAUGCCAACAAGAGCAACAACGACCAUUUUUCCACUAUGGAAGGUGCACUUGUAUUCCUUGCCAAUGCAGCUGGGACCAUUGCCAAGGCUGAUGAAAGAGAUAAUAUUGAUGCUCGAGUUAAACAUGCACAGUUAGAAGCUUCAGCGCAUUCUCGAGGCUCCUCCGACGAUGUGACUGGAGUGGCUACACCUGACGAUAAGUCUGGGGUAUCGCCAGUAGCUCAUGUCAGUAGUGGAACACAUACUAAUUCAGGCUUACAGUCUACUGAAUUCAGUCUGUCAGCUCCUCAAACGACCACCAGCUCCCAGUCAUCAGUACCACAGUACAUACGCCCUAAUUUAUCCCAGCGUAUGACUAUGCCCGCUGCAGAAAACGCAUACAUUGUCCGUCCCAGGGGGUCUAAUAAAUUAUCCAAUAUUGAAUAUAUUGGUGGAGACAAUGGGAUAUUAACAGAGGAUGAAGCUGAACGACUCAUCCAGCUAUUCUUCUCCACUAUGCACCCAUUCUUCCCGCAUUUACCGACAUUUCUUCAUUCAUCUAAAGUACUUUCAGGUUACCCUAUUUUACUCUGUGCUAUUCUCACUAUUUCAUCUCGGUAUCAUCCGUUUGAAAACAAUGCAGGUACUACAGCGGGGGGAGUACCUCGGAAUAUUGAAGUCCAUGAUCGAUUAUGGUUAUAUGUUCAACGGUUGAUCUCUCAGACUGUGUGGGCAGAAGCCAGUACUAGAUCCAUAGGGACGGUAUUUGCAUUCUUGUUGUUUACGGAAUGGAACCCUCGAGCUAUUCAUUGGCGUUGGUCUGACUAUGCCAAUAAGGCAGAUGAUGGGAAUGAUGAAUUAGGAGGGUUGAGUAAUAACAGUAACAAUGGUAAUGGUGGUAAUGGUGGUAAUAGUAACGUUAGUAAUAAUACCAACAAUAACAAUAAGUCGGGAGAUGUUAGUAAUUUGGCCGGUUUAGGAGCCAUGCGACGCAGUUACCGAAUGGCCUGGAUGUUGAUUGGGUCAGCUGUUCGUCUAGCUCAGGAUAUGGGGUUUAUGGAGAUCAGUUCUCGGACAUUUCUAGCCACUCACAUCGCCGAGAUCAAUUCCGUAAUGAACAUCAGUAGACGGUCUAUGUUGGGUCAUUCCCUCUCGGAGGUGGACUUGGAUGAAGACGAUAUCUCUGAAGAAGCAUUGGCCAAGUCAGAGGAUAUGGAGGAUCGGAUCUUGAACUUGAAUGAAGAGGAAUUGAAGAGACUCUCGACGGAUUCAACGUUGCGAUUCACACUAUCACAAAAGGCACAAGUAGAAUUACUUCAGAUCAUUUCUAUUGGCCAUGAGUCUCUCUAUGGGUACAGAGCCCAAUUGGGAUCAUUAACUCAACGUCAGAACUUAUCUGUUUUGAAUUUGAUUAGUCCCCUCAUCAAUAAUUGGGGUCGUAAGUAUAACCAUUACCUUGUACCUUCUAGUCAUAAACUUCUUCGGAAUGUAUCUAAUCUUCAGGCACAUUGGCUAAAUCCCCAGUCUAAGAUCAGUCGAGAGAUUGCUGAUAGUAUUGAGAGGGAACUGUUCUUGUUUGAAUUCAAUUACGUCAAGCUUUACAUCUAUUCGUUAGCAUUGUCUCCUUCGCCUCGUUCACUUAAUGAACAGAAAAGGAAUCGUAAAGGGAAAGUCACCCUUAAGUUGGAUGAGAUCUCUAAAUCAGCCAAAUACAUUGAGCAAGCAUUCAAGUCAGCCAAUGAGAUGUUACUGUCGGCUCAUCGUGUACAUCGGUUGAAGAUGUUACGGUUUAUGCCUGUCCGAUGGUUGACGCGUAUGGUUAGAGCAGUGGCAUUUAUCGUUAAGUGUUACUUGACUAUCACAGCCCAUAAGAAUGGUACUAAGAACAUGACAUUGGCCGAUACGUUUGAUGCCACUAUCUUAUCGCUCAGUUUGAUCAGUGUGGAUGAGAUCAUUCACAGUAUUCAACGAGCAGCCAUUACGUUACGUGACUGUUCACCGGAUGAGUUACACUUGUGUACAAGAUACUCAACAGUGCUUAUGUACUUGUGUUCGGAGAUGAAGACAAAGGCCAAGAACCUACAGGAGGUGAACAUUGAGUAUGAUCCUAUGGGAAGAGAGGCAGGGGCAGAGGUAGAGGCAGAAGAUGCAGAGGAUGCAGAGGAGGAAGAGGAGCAGUCGGAGUCUGAGACUGAGACAGAUACUCAUCCAGAGAGACAGGUAGAAUCUGUGAGUCAACCCAUGAGUCAGCCCAUGAGUCAGCCAUUUGUAGUACCUGUACCUCCACACACUCAGCCUCAGCCUCAGCCUCAACCCCAUACUCAACCAUAUCCUGCCACAAACAUGUACCAGUCUCUGUCCCAGUCACAGACACAAACACAAACACAACCACAGGCCACUGUCCCUCAAUUCUCCUACUCAGUGUCCAACGAAAGUAUCACUCCCAGCAAUACUAACACUGGUAAUGCUAGUCCAGUUCCUGGACUUACUGGAGAAUGGUUCAUGAAUGAUAAGAACAUUGGGCUUGAUUUUGUAGUGCCAUGGAUGGAAUUGAUAGAGCAGCAAUUGCCCACAGCAGACUUUAACUUUGAUGAGCAGAUGUUGAGGUAG
Scheffersomyces amazonensis is the source of this 4311-nucleotide messenger RNA. Its product is annotated as Septin-domain-containing protein. The record is from RefSeq and is a predicted model, not a curated record. The coding region runs from base 1 to 4311 and encodes 1436 amino acids. NCBI's taxonomy places the organism in Eukaryota, Fungi, Ascomycota, Pichiomycetes, Serinales, Debaryomycetaceae. Gene Ontology annotation, molecular function: DNA binding; zinc ion binding; GTP binding. Gene Ontology annotation, biological process: aromatic amino acid catabolic process; DNA-templated transcription; positive regulation of transcription by RNA polymerase II. Gene Ontology annotation, cellular component: nucleus. The transcript is spliced from 2 exons.